AUGGAACAAUACCCUCCAUUUUUGUCACUGGUUCGGGGUUACCUGCAGUCAUCAAUACCAAAGGGUGACUGUCCUAAAUUUACAGUCAUCAAAACUAACAGGUAUAAUAUCUCCACAUAUAGGAAUCGUAGCUUUCUGAAAGAAUUAUAUAUGCAAAACAACACCUUUAGUGGCACUAUUCCUCCUGAAAUAGGAAAAUUGAACAGAUUACAAUAUUUAUGGCUUAAUAAUAACUCGAUCGAAGGACAAAUUCCAAUAAAUAUGUCUUCAUGUUUAAAUCUCUUGGACCUUGAUCUUGGACAUAACAGGUUAGCAGGACAUAUCCCUUCCGGGUUUAGUCUCUUGUUACAUCUACAAUAUCUAGACCUUGGAAAUAACAACUAUUCUCUCACAAUCCCUUCAUUUUUAGGGAACAUAUCUUCCAUUCAACAACUCUUUUUACAAAAAAACUACUUGGUUGGAAGCAUACCAGAAAGCUUAGGUAACCUGAAAAGUUUGAGAGUCCUGAAAAUGGACGAAAACAGAUUAUCUGGAAGAAUCUCACCCUCAAUCUUUAACCUUACUUUGUUGAAUAGUUUUGAUGUGGGAAUGAAUUUUUUGGAGGGAAACCUUCCUUCAGGUUCCAGCAUCAAAUUUCCGCACCUGCAAUGGUUUUCUAUUUUUAGAAAUAAUUUCACAGGAUUCAUUCCUACUUUUAUAACCAAUUCAUCAAAUUUAGAAGUUCUUCAAUUGGGUUCUAACAAUCUUCAAGGACAAGUUCCUUCUCUGCACAGAUUAGUCAAUCUUACACGCCUUACCCUUUUUCAAAACUUUCUAACCGGUGAUUUAAAUUUUGCUGUUUCUUUAGCCAAUGCCACAAAUUUAAGGUUUCUUUCCAUAAGUUACAAUAAUUUCAAAGGAAAUUUUCCUAGUAUUUUCUGCAAUUUCUCAAUGAUUUUUGUAUUAACAUUCACAAAUAAUAAGAUAUCUGGACAGAUUCCAUCUUGUAUAGAUAACCUUGUAAACAUGGGUUUGUUUUCUGGAUGGAACAACCAACUUACUGGUGUUAUUCCCCAGGUUAUUGGAAAACUUCAAAAUCUGAACCAAUUAGACUUUAGUUAUAACCAAUUAUCUGGGGGUAUACCAUCCUCAAUUGGGAACUUAACAAAUCUGGUUUUACUUCAACUAUCAGCAAAUAAUCUUGAAGGCCAAAUACCCUCAAGUCUCGGACAUUGUAGAAGCCUACUGUCCUUGAUACUUUCUAACAAUCAUUUAAGUGGAAAGAUACCAUCAUCACUUCUUAGUCUCUCCACCUUGUCUGGCAUCCUCGAUUUGUCUAAUAAUCGUUUAACUGGGUCCCUUCCCAAGGAAGUUGGGAAACUCAAGAAUCUUGGUGCACUUAACAUUUCUGAAAACAUGCUAUCAGGAGAAAUUCCAAGCACUCUUGGUGCCUGUGUAGUGUUACAGUACCUGUUUAUGAUGGGGAACUUUUUUAAAGGAAGAAUCCCUAAUGAACUAAAUGCAUUGAAGGGUCUCAUUUUGUUAGAUUUAUCAAGAAACAACUUAUCUGGUCGAAUUCCUGAAUAUCUUGUAACACUUCCAUUGCAAAUGUUAAAUUUGUCGCAUAAUAUCGACCUUGAAGGUGAGAUGCCUGUUGGAGGAAUCUUUAGUAAUACAAAUGGUUUUUCGGUAGAUGGUGACACUAGACUCUGUGGAGGCAUGCCUGAGCUAAAGCUACCUAAAUGCAAUUUUGAUGAUCAGAAAACAAGGCCAAGACAUAGAAGAAGAGUUAAACUAGCUAUAAUUUUAGGGUCUCUUGGACUUGUUUUGAUAGUUGUAGUAUUUGUGUUAUAUGUUCUUUGGUACAAAAAGAGGAAAAUGCAACAACCCACAUAUGAAGGACAUCAGUUAGAAAAUUAUCCAAAUUUGUCAUACCAAAGUCUUUUGAAGGCUUCAAAUGGGUUUUCAUCUGAAAAUUUGAUUGGCAAAGGUACUUUUGGGGUUGUGUACAAGGGUUUACUUCAUGAUCAUGAUGAGUCAAUUGUUGCAAUCAAGGUGUUCAACCUUGAGCAACAUGGCGCGUCCAAGAGUUUCAUGGCCGAAUGUAGUGUCCUUCGAGCUAUAAGACAUCGGAAUUUGGUAAAGGUGAUAAAUGUUUGCUCAAGUAUUGAUUAUCAAGGUAAUGAAUUCAAGGCUUUGGUUUAUGAGUAUAUGGUCAAUGGAAGUUUGGAAGAUUGGUUGCAUCCAAAGGAAAUUUACAUGGUUGAUGACAAAUCUACACCUAAAAACCUAAACCUUGGUCAAAGACUUAAAAUUGCAGUGGAGGUGGCUAAUGCCUUGGAGUAUCUGCAUUAUGAUUGUGGUGAUAGAAUAGUUCACUGUGAUAUGAAGCCAAGCAAUGUCCUUUUGGAUGAAGAUAUGGUAGCACAUGUUAGUGACUUUGGAUUGGCUAAAUUCCUCUCGGAAGGCAUUAGGAGCUCCCAUGAAAAUUGCGAGUCUAGCUCCCUUGGAGUUCGGGGAACUAUUGGUUACACUCCUCCAGAGUAUGGAUUGGGAAACGAGGUGUCGAUACAUGGUGAUGUCUAUAGUUAUGGGAUCCUACUAUUAGAAAUGUUCACCGGAAAGCGACCCACUAACAAGAUGUUCAAUGGUAGCAUUAGCCUCCAGCACUAUGUUAAAGAAGCUUUGCCUGAUAGGGUGACCGAAAUUCUAGAUGAGGCUUUGCUUAAGGAACUAGAAGUACUGGUUGUGAAGAAGAUUAACACAAGUACUAUCUUAGAAGGCUUGGUUUCUAUUCUUGGAAUGGCAGUUAAUUGCUCUAAUGAGCUCACUCAAGAAAGAAUGGACAUGUCUAAUGUGGUCACACAGCUUUCUUCUUUUAGCAAGAAUCUUUUUGAAAUAUGUGAAGUUCAGACCAUACUAGAUCAGAACCAUUAAACUUUGCAGCUGAAGAGUUCGCAUUUUUUUGCACUUGUGAAGAUAACACUUGCAACUUUUUUGAUGAUAUCAAAUUCAUAACCUGUUAUUUCAUACUCCUCCAAUGCUAAUCAUGUCGGGGAAUCCUUACUCUUCCCCAAAGGCCAAUAAACUAGUCAAAGCUUGUGGUGUUGAUUUUCUCAAAUAUUGCUUGCUAAAUUGGUUAAUUACAGCUCCCUUUGUGAAAUGAAUAAAUACAAGUGGUGCAUUGCUUUUCCUAAUUCGGAUAUACUCUGCAUCCACUCGAUCAACAGCUACCCCAUAUGCUAGCAUACGAAGAGUCGCAAUACAUUUUGUAUUAUUUGUGCUAUAUAGCCCAUAUAUAACAAUAUUGUCUUAUGCAACAAUAUACAGUGGCGGAUCUAGAAAGAAUUUCAAGUGAUGUCCACAAUGUAAACAUAAAAAUUACUGUUAAAAACGUUUCAUUUAUGCUAAUUUUCCAUGGUGAUUUUUCGUAUUUUGAAAGCUGAGCAUAAUAUAUCAUUUGAUAGUUUAAUUCACUAUUAAACUAUUAAGCAUUCAGAUUUAUUCAAAAUUCACCAUUAAUUCACAAAUAUCUACCCUUUUCACAGUUUAAUCAAAUUAAAAAAAGAAAAUAGACACCCCAUUGUUUCAAAUUGAUGAUGCAAUUAAUUUACCUAACAGAAAUUUCAAUUAAAUGAACGAAGUUUAAUUGCUUGUUUUAUCAACCGAAAAAUGACAAACAUGUCCAAUAGUCUACUGGAACAAUAUAACAGAAAAUUCAAAUUACAAGAAGUAUUUAGCCAUAAACGAACAAAUUGGACUAACACAAAAUCUGGAGAAUAAAAAAUAUUAGAAAAAGACAAAGAAUUC
Amaranthus tricolor (Joseph's coat) is the source of this 3789-nucleotide messenger RNA. Its product is annotated as probable LRR receptor-like serine/threonine-protein kinase At3g47570. Gene Ontology annotation, biological process: protein phosphorylation. Bases 1 to 2916 code for a protein of 971 amino acids. Gene Ontology annotation, molecular function: protein kinase activity; protein binding; ATP binding. The transcript is spliced from 2 exons. The record is from RefSeq and is a predicted model, not a curated record. NCBI's taxonomy places the organism in Eukaryota, Viridiplantae, Streptophyta, Magnoliopsida, Caryophyllales, Amaranthaceae.